Fusarium sp. VM40 is the source of this 2232-nucleotide messenger RNA. The record is from the annotation of a GenBank genome assembly. Lineage: Eukaryota; Fungi; Ascomycota; Sordariomycetes; Hypocreales; Nectriaceae.
AUGAGGCGCGCAGCUCCUGCAUUCCUCUCAGGGCAAUCCCAGGAAUACCAGAGCAUUGGCCUGACUCGUUUUGAUGACAAUUUUGAUAUCGGUCCGUCGCCUGCUGGCACUCCUAUUGGCGGAGACUCCUUCAACUCGCCUCGAUCCCCGGGGAAAUCACCUCAUACCAGGAUACAAUCCCAUCUCCACCCGCGCGAUCCUUUCAGCCCUGGUUUGCACGACAAUUCGCCUUCCUUCGAUAGCCACCACAGUCAGGUGAAUUUACUGGCCCCUGACCGAGAACACAAUGCUGUCACCGGCCUAGGAGUUUACCAACCUGUUGCACCCACAGCACGCCAGACAGACCCAUCGUGGCUAAGACUCUUCAAGAACAAAUGGUGUAUGGUGGCCUGCCUCCUCUUGGGGGCUGCAGGGGCCAUCGGCCAUCACAUCCUCUAUACCCAGCUCAAUAACCGCGAGGCUAUAAAUCAGCAAUGGUGGCUCCGACUAGGUCAAUUUCUCGCCUUUGUUGCAAAAGCCAGUUUUGUCGUUGCUGUAUUGACAGCUCACCAACAGGUAGCUUGGAGUGCUGUUGCUCAAAAAAGCUACACGGUUCAUGCUAUCGACUCUCUUUUCGGCGCUGCCCACAAUGCCAUUGAACUCUUCAAUAAAGAGGCAUGGAGAAAGUCGUCUUUCGCCAUGAUUCUGGCCAUCUAUAUCUGGCUGUCACCUUUCGUGGUUAUUUUUACCUCUGCAACCCUCAGCGUUGUGCUUGACACGAAGCGUGAAUAUACCAACUGUACAUCAGUCCGAACCCUUAACUUUUCCAAUGACGCCAAGAAGAGCUGGAGAGACGACAAGACAGCUGAGAAUGAGACUAUGCGUGGCAUCUCACUGUCAAUGUUCAACGAGGCUACCGAGAGUAGGGAUGAUCCCUAUGCUAUAGACUACUGGAUUAAAGCAGCUCCGCCACUGGAUUCCAUUGCCUCGCGGGUCCUGGCAGGGGGUCAGCCAAUCCAAAGAGACGAGGUGGCCACCGAGAUCUGUGGAGAUAGCUGGGACUGCUCCACGACUAUUUACUUUGUAGGUCCCGGCUACAAGUGCGAGCAACUUGCCAAAGGUGCGGACUCGACAAUGAAGAGCUUCGAAAAUUACAGCACGCCUUUUAAUCUGAGCCUACUGGUCCCGGCUGGGAAUGCCACUUACUUCACCACUACCGACUUGGGAGAGUAUGCGCCGAAUCAAGUUGCAGUUGACGAAAAGAAUAAGCCGGCUGAAGGUCCUCCAUUUCCGAAGAACAUGGGUGCUUUCAGAACCGAACCGGUUAUCUGGCUAGGGUAUGUGGAAGUGGAAGAUUUGAACGUCAAGCACGCAAGCAACCGCAGUCAAAAGGGUUGGCAAGAUGACUAUACGCCUGUCAUCACAGCGUGUGAGCAUUGGGAGACCAACUAUACUGUCGAGUUAAAUUAUACGGGUGGUCGACAAUCGUACAAAGUGCAGAAUCGAGACUACCUAAGCAAAAUUAUCAACACGACCUACAUCGGCCAAGCUACCGAGCCGAACGACGGGACUCUAGAUCCAACCCUUGCUGAGCCUCAAGACAAUUUCAUAUUCCCCCAGGACUGGGAGAGGUACCGCCGAAUAGCAGCAUACCAUUCCCUGGGCAAGAAACUGCGCGAUCUUCUCCAAGGUUCAAUUCAACUACCAGGACCCAUUGGAUUCUCAGCUAUCUCCACUUCGAAACUCGUCGCCCGUCCCGAGACGCUACCCAUUCCAGACUUUGAAAAAGCCGCGCGUAGACUCUACGAGGACUUGCUCAUUUCUAUAUUGUCAGAUCCGUUGCUUCUUGCAGUAUCAUGGGCCUCGCACCCAGACAAGCUCUCCGGCCGAGGCGAAGGUGGGCCCGACACGAGCUAUCCCUGUAUACGUAGACGAACGGCCAGCUACUUCUCCUACCAGUGGGAGGUCCUUGUAGUCGUCUACGCGGCGUCUUUUAUUGUGGCGGCUGUGGGCGUGGCGUAUGGGCUUGUUGUGAUGCGGCUUGAUGGCGUGGAAGAGCUUCGCGAGAUGACAUUCUCGUCGAUUGCGAAGACGACUAAAAAUAUGGGUCUGGACCCAAGUGAAGAUAAAAGGAGGAGGAUUCGUGCGGUGGAGGAACGUCCUGGGAGUGGGAUGUUUGAGUUCAGAGUUGAAGAUCAUGAUGGAUGGGAUGGCGACAGAGUAGCGAGAGGCAGGAAUGGAUUGAGUCCUUGA